Messenger RNA from Chlorella variabilis, 2409 nucleotides. RefSeq lists its product as hypothetical. The transcript is spliced from 11 exons. Gene Ontology annotation, biological process: meiotic cell cycle; cytoplasmic microtubule organization; mitotic cell cycle. The coding region runs from base 1 to 2409 and encodes 802 amino acids. NCBI's taxonomy places the organism in Eukaryota, Viridiplantae, Chlorophyta, Trebouxiophyceae, Chlorellales, Chlorellaceae. Gene Ontology annotation, molecular function: gamma-tubulin binding; microtubule minus-end binding. The record is from RefSeq and is a predicted model, not a curated record. Gene Ontology annotation, cellular component: equatorial microtubule organizing center; gamma-tubulin small complex; spindle pole.
AUGCCGCACCGUCCCAGUCACUUGCUCUUAUUUGGUUCUCAAACAGCCGCUGGGCAAGCACUCACUCCACAACAGGCCCAAUGCACUUUGCACGCCGCUCGGCCGCGACCCCUGCUGUGCCGCCCGCUGCCUGCCGCCCCCCCGCAGGCGGCGCUGCUGUCCCCCGACAAGAAGGUGGACCGCGAGUACACGCCCCGGCUGGCCGACGCCAUCCGCACCCCCACCCUGGACUCCCUGGCGCCAGACGCCCGCCUGCCGCCCGUGGGCGACCUGUUUGCCGCCAGGCCUGCGCUGCCGGCGUACCUGGACCUGGAGGCGCUCGCCGCGCCGCAGCUGCCGGCCUGGGACUUCAGCCGCCCCUUCCUCACGGGCCGCUUCCUGUACGAGGCGGCGGCACAGGCCAGCGCGGGGGCAGGCGGCCGGGAGGGCGGCAAGCGGGACGGCAGGGACGGCGUACCGCAGGUGCUGGAGACUUACCCGCCGCACGUGCAGGAGUCGCUGCUGGUGGAUGACCUGCUGUCGGCCUUCAUGGGCCUGUCUGGCAGCUACGUGCGCGCCAAGUUGCUGGAGGCGCCCGGCGGCACGCGCAUCGGCUUUGAGGUGGUGCCCCAGGGCCAGCUGGAGCCGGCGCUGCAGGAGAUGGCGGCGCGCAUGCUGCCCAUCUGCGAGUACGCGGCGGUGGUGCAGCGGUUUGUGGAGACGCGGCGGGUGUACGAGUGGGGGCUGGUGUGCCACGCGCUGGCAGGCGCCAUGCGGCACGUGCUGCAGGACUGGGAACUAAUGGUGGCACAGCUGGAGCACCAGCUGCGCAGCAGCAAGCUCACGCUGCAGGCGCUGUGGUACUAUGUGCAGCCGCCCAUGGCAGCGCUGAAGCUGGUGGCCAGCCUGGCGGCCGAGGCGUCGGCGGGGCAGCUGCGCGGCGCGCCGCUGCUCGACCUGCUGCACGCGCGCUGCGCCGCGGCCAUGGGCGACGCGGCGGCGCACCGCCUGGCGCACCGCCUGCUGCGGGCGGCGGCGGAGCCCUACUUCUCGAUGCUGGAGCGGUGGCUGUGCGAGGGCGCGGUGGACGACCCCUAUGCAGAAUUCAUGCUGGCGGCGGCGGCGGGGGCGGCGGGGACGCCAGGGGCGGCGGCCGCCGCGGCAGCGGCCACGGCGGCCGCGGCCUUGCAGCAGCAGCGGCAGCCGCUGCACGAUGUGCCCGCUUUCCUGCGGCGCCAGAAGGGCGUCAUCCUCAACACCGGCAAGUAUCUCAACGUGAUGCGCGAGUGCGGCACCAAGCCGCCCCGCACGCUGCCGCUGGGCACGCACCUGGAGUACGACGAGGGUGGAAAGUACGCGCUGCGCAUCGACGACGCCCACCGCGCCGCCUCCUCCGCCGCCAUGGAGCUGCUGCGGCGGCGCGAGAACCUGGCGGGCGGCCUGGCGGCGCUCAAGCGCUACUUCCUCACCGCGCAGGGUGACAUGCUGCUGCACUUCAUGGAUGCUGCGGAGCCCGAGCUGCGCAGCCACGUGGGCGCCGUGCCGCUGCUGCAGCUGCAGUCGCUGCUGGACAGCGCGGUGCGGGGCAGCAGCGCGGCCGGCGACCCCGACGCCACCAGGCUGGCGGCCGCCUUUGACCACCGCUCCAUCCUCAACAUGCUCAUCGCCAACCAGCAGGCGCUGGCGGCGCGCAACAACAUCGGCAAGAAGCGGUCGGCGCGGGAGAGCUUCAUGCUGUCGUAUGAGGUGCCGUGGCCGCUGAGCAUCGCGGCCCCAGAGGCGGCGCUGGCGCAGUACCAGAUGGCCUUCCGCCACAUCUUUGAGCUCAAGUGGGUGGAGCGGGAGCUGACGCGCGUGGCGGCGCUGUUCCAGCGCACGGCGGGGCUGGCCAACCGCCGCGCGCGCAUGCGGCGGGCCUCGCUGGGCGGCGGCCCCGCGCGCGACGACCUGCUGGCGGCGGCGCUGGCGCAGUCGUGCAGCACGUGCCAGCUGAUGACCCACUUCUUCCGCCAGUACCUCAUGUACGUUACCUUUGAGGUGAUGGAGCCGCUGUGGGGCGCCUUUGAGGCCAAGCUGCAGACCGCCAGCAGCCUGGACGAGAUUGUGGAGCAGCACAAGGCCUUCCUGCGGCAGCUGAUGAAGGGGUGCCUGCUGUCGCGCAAGGUGGCUGUGCUGCGCACGCUGCUCAGCCUCAAGGACCUGGCCAUGCGCUUUGUCAAGGUGUCUGACGACGCCGCCAGCGUGCCCUGGGAUGCGCUGGACGAGGAGGUGGAGCAGAAGUGCAUGGGCUCAGGUGUGUGUGUGUGUGUGAGAGAGAGUGAGAGAGAGAAGAGCGUGUUGGGGCGCGCCUGUGCCGUGCGGGGGCGGUUUGGAUGGUCGGCGGGACUGGGCAUUGAAGGGGAGGCGCGGAGCUGUCGCUGGGGGGCAUGA